AUGUCUGCUGUUCGCACUUCUGUGCCUUGUCAAGAACUAAAUCGACUCCAACUCGACUUACAUCAGCAGACCUUCAGUCAGCAAUAUUCAAGCAUCUACUUUGCCCGGCUAACUGCUCUUCGUCCAAAAGUCGUCCAUGCCGGUCGCAAGAGAUGGCCCAACCAUCCCGAACUGAGUCGCGUUUUGGAUGUACGAAAUGAUCAAAACUGCUGGGUCAUCGGUACCGCCUACAUGACCUCCAACUUGAAGCCAAAUGUUAUGGACGAUGUCACUCAACUUCACACCAUCGUCACCGCUUCCGAAAAUUCUCCCUAUGUCUCUCUCGAAAACGGCGACGCCAACGAUAUCCAAUAUUCCCUCGAGGACAGCUAUGGCCGUGUCGAUUGUGCUGGUUCCAUCAUGUACGACGCCGGAGUUGUCACCGGUGUUGUGAUGGCCGCUCUUGGUCAUGAAGAUGAGGCUGGCCGCUUCGUUGUUAUUGACGUGUGCUUUCCCGAAACCAUGCCCCCAACCGACUCCAUACCAAUGUCCAUCGACCGGAAAGAGGACGCUGCUCCUGAAUUUUUAGCCGUCGUCAGUGGAUUAGGUCUUUCCAACGACGGUAUUGAGGGAAUCGGUCUGCACCAAAUCGUCGACUACCUUCGGGGUGCUCUUCCAUCCAUGAGUUCUUCCUUUGAUCCCACCUCCAUCAAGCGCUUCAUGAUCCUUGGUAACUGUCUCGCUCCAGCUAUGGAAAUCUCCGAUUCCUCCACUCCCUCUGUUCCGGUUGGAAAGAAAAAAGUAAAGCGUUAUGGGUAUGAUACGUCAAGCUAUAAUCCAAAUCCGACUAUACAGCUAGAUGCCUUUUUACAUCAACUUUGUUCCGUGGUAGAUGUAACCCUAAUCCCUGGUCCCUAUGAUUACAGUACAAAUAUCCUUCCUCAGCAGCCUCUUCAUCCAGCGCUCUUACAAAAUGCAAAAGCAUGGAUUGGAAGUUCCCUGCAAACAACUACAAAUCCUACUUGGCUUUCUAUUCAUAACAAUCUGACGCUUGCAAGCAGUGGACAGAAUAUCGAUGAUCUUCGUAAAUAUCACCCUUACAAGUCCUCCUUGCAAUUGAUGGAAAAUACCAUUUUAUGGAAUCAUAUAACCCCUACUAGUCCUGAUACUCUAUGGUGCUAUCCAUUUACUGACCGAGAUACUUUUGUCAUGGACGAGUUGCCAAAUCUAUAUUUAUGCGGAAACCAACCAAAAUUCGGUACAAAAAUGAUCCAAAGUCAGUCCAAGUCCGUCCGACUCGUAUCCGUUCCAGAGUUCCGUAAAACUGGCAUUAUAACGUUAAUUAAUCUCAAGAACUUGGAUGUACGUGCAUUAGUAUUUCCUCGAAAAUCAGACAUAUCUGAAGUGACCACGCCAAACGUUGAAUAA
Messenger RNA from Schizosaccharomyces osmophilus, 1407 nucleotides. RefSeq names its product DNA polymerase delta small subunit Cdc1 (gene cdc1). Lineage: Eukaryota; Fungi; Ascomycota; Schizosaccharomycetes; Schizosaccharomycetales; Schizosaccharomycetaceae. Gene Ontology annotation, cellular component: delta DNA polymerase complex. Gene Ontology annotation, biological process: DNA replication; DNA strand elongation involved in DNA replication. The transcript is spliced from 2 exons. The record is from RefSeq and is a predicted model, not a curated record. Gene Ontology annotation, molecular function: DNA binding. The coding region runs from base 1 to 1407 and encodes 468 amino acids.